Striga asiatica is the source of this 351-nucleotide messenger RNA. The record is from the annotation of a GenBank genome assembly. NCBI's taxonomy places the organism in Eukaryota, Viridiplantae, Streptophyta, Magnoliopsida, Lamiales, Orobanchaceae.
AUGCGGUUGUCGAAAUCCUCCCCGCCAAGGUGGGUGUCGCCAGCAGUGGCCCUCACCUCGAACGUACCCUUGUCGAUCGUCAGGAUAGAGACGUCACAGGCCAUAGGCAAUGGCGGCAGCAGUGGGCUCAUUGAUGAUGCGGAUGACAUUGAGGCGGGCAAUGGCACCGGCAUCCUUGGUGGCCUGUCUUUGAGAGUUGCUAAAGUAGGCCGGGAUGUGUUAAUGCCUUUGUCCGGAGGCCUCGAAGCGUAUCAAAUCCGUACACAGCAGUAUUAUACGGGCGGAUACGGCGGCCCUGUAGAGUGGGUCUCUUUGGGUAAGGGGGCAGUUAAAUCUAAGCCCUUGGAUUAA